AUGGACCUAAGUAUAAAUAGUCUUUUUGGCCACAUUCCUUCUCAAAUUAGUCUCCUGAGCAAUCUCACCUAUCUUGACCUCUCUGUUAAUCGGUUCUCGGGGAAAAUACCACCGGAGAUUGGCUGUCUAAGGAAAUUGGAGGUCUUGCACCUGGUGUCCAAUGAGUUAAAUGGCUCAAUUCCCCAAGAAAUCGGGCAAUUGCAUUUGCUUAGUGAAGUUGCGCUAUAUUCGAACAAGUUGAAUGGACCCAUACCUUCUUCAUUAGGCAAUUUGAGCAAAUUAGCUGUCUUGUAUCUCUACAACAACUCCUUUUCUGGUUCUAUUCCUGCUGAAAUAGGAAAUAUGACAAAUUUGGAAUUGCUCCACAUGAAUUCCAACAACUUGACAGGAUCAAUCCCUUCUACUUUGGGGAACUUAACCAAAUUAAGAGAGUCAUGA
Molecule: messenger RNA, 438 nt
Organism: Eucalyptus grandis
Lineage: Eukaryota; Viridiplantae; Streptophyta; Magnoliopsida; Myrtales; Myrtaceae
Product: MDIS1-interacting receptor like kinase 2-like
Exons: 1
Coding region: 1-438 (145 amino acids)
Molecular function (GO): protein binding
Source: RefSeq, a predicted model, not a curated record